UGAUGUAUGUAAACAAUAAAGUCAUAUGAUGCACGAGAGUGGUGGUAACUGUAGAUCAACUCCUCUGUCAGAAUGACACCUGUGCAUAAUGUGCAAAAACUGGCUUUUCAUACCUAUUCAGUGGUCACAACGUGUCCCGACAUGAGACAAACCUUUUGCACCAUAGGUCACUGACAGGGGACUCCCGCGGUCGGGUUCUGGUCCCAGAAGUCGUCCCAUAUUCUCGGACCUACAACCAAAACAAAAGGUUACGAUUUAAAACGGGCCGCUUUCGGUAGUGGUUUAGUGGAUAAGGAAACGCACAAACCAAUUGCAAGCGAGCCAGGCCAUCCCAGGUGAUCACAGUCAGCCAAUCAUGUUUGUGCAUUUCAGUCCGUAAACAUUGAGACUCUUAAGUGAUGGAAAGACUCUGCUCCUCCGGCUCUUAUGGCUCCCAAAUAUUUUAAACUAAUUUAACCAAGAAAGUUUUCUUUAACUGUUUUCAUAAAGCCUUAUUUUUAUGCAUUUUUUUUGUUGCCAAAAUACAAUUAUUAUUGUUUAACAUCUUCAUUAAAGCAUUAGACUAACAACUGAACCACAUCACAGAGAUCAAAUAAAUACAAAGCCAAAAUCUUAACAUUAUGACACUUAUAUAAAAGUGUUCAGUGCAUGUAGAGAAAACAGAGGAACAGAAACAGAUGAGUGAGACCGAGAAAGGAAAGAUACAGUUGUCUGUUAUCUGAGCCAAGGUGUGAAACUGAAGUUAAGCCUUUUAUUUGACCUUUCACAGUUUUGACAUGCAGCUCACUUUUAUUCAGUUAAUGGGGGGACAAUAAACAAACAUAUCUGCUAUCAUAUAUGUUCAGUUCUAUAAAAAUAAUAGUAAGAGUAUAGGAAUAUCACGUGUCAAGACAAAAAUAAAUAGGAGUACAUGAGAUUUAAAUACAGGUGAAAUGCAACAACUCACAAAAACUCACAUGGAGUCUUGACAGUAGUGCCAGGGGCAUUUGCCGGUGGAUGCAAAAAUAUUCAUCUAUUCUUGAGAGUAGACCCUAAGGAGGUCUUCUCAGGCACUACCCUCGCUUCCUUUGCCAUAAGCCCUGAUGUCAACCAUCGUGAAUCGUGAUCACACAGAGCCAUCAAAACAACAGAGUGUGCUGACCACGUUACCCAUCGAUAGCCCCAACAAAAUUAGGAAAGUUCAGCGGCCUUCAAAAGUCCUGGGUGAUGUCACCCAUCUGUCCCGACGAGGGAACGGCCUCAACGUCAUAUUUCAAACCCCGCCAGAUCGCCUUGGUCACCUCGGAGCUCCCAUAUGUAGAAUAUUAGCGAUGUGAGAGCUAAUCUUUCAUGGGUCCAGAUCGGCAGACUGCGUGUGGGUGCAUGCUGAAUGAACGGCGUGAUCUGACAGAUAAGGUCAUCAAAACAACUGGCCGACUUCCUAAAAUAAGAAGCGUGCCUCUCGUCGUCCAUCUCCUCCAUCUGUUGAACCACGACACUGUACUCACCGUGCUCAGCUCUGGUUGUAUUGAGUGGUCAGACACGCUCAGAUUUUUAUCCAUUUCCUUUGCAAUCACAAAUGAUAACAAAUGUUCCUGCUCCUCUGCUUCAAACAUGUUGCUGUUAUAGUUUCUCUGUGAAUCAGUGUCAGACAGGGCUCCCAUGAUGACUUCCCAGAUAUUCUACACUUGAGUUUACAGUCUGUGGUUUCUUGUAAGAUAUGAAUGACCUGGCCAUAAUGUUGUUCUUGUUCUUGCCACCGAGAGAGAACAAACAUAUUUAUCUGUUCUUGGUGUGCUGUAAUAACCCUGUCAUCAUAAUACACUAAUUUUUUGCUGUAAGUUUCCCAUUUGAAAUCGUGUGCUGCUGCUUUAAAUGAAAGUACCAUGUAUCAUAAUUGUGUGAGCAUUUGCCGUUCACAUUUUCCAAACAGAAUGUGUUAAUAAAAGCCAACAGGAGGCAAGGCGUUGUGGCAGUGGUUUUAUUUUGAAUAUCUGCAGCUUCGCACUUCCUUCUGGCGACGUGAGCCGAGAAAACGAACCGAGGUCGUUGUCUGCCGACGAAAGGGCUUCGCUGUGGUAGUAAAACAAAAUGAACACCGUCGAAAAGAAACUGGCGGACUUGAUACGCGAACACCCGAAUCUGUACGACCAGUCCCGGCGGGACUACAAAGACAACCUGAAGGGACAUCUGUCCUGGAAAGAGAUCGCGGUCGCCAUGGGAAAGUCGGAGGAAGAGGUGAAACUGAAAUGGAAAAACCUACGCGACAAGUUCUGUAAAGCGAAGAAGCGACUCGUCAAGAGAAAUGUCCCCCUGCUGGAAGGCGACGAAGACGACAACCCGGUAGAGAGGCAGGUCCCGGUGCUGUACAACCAGCUGGCCUGGCUCAGCGCCUAUGUCAAACCCAGAGUAGAGCGCAGCAUGAGGGAGCCCGGACAGGUAUCUGAAAGGGCAGGUGAACCGGAGGAAGAGGAAGAUAAAGACGAGAAGACACUGUGCAGCUCUGUGCUGGUACCUGUUGUUAGUACAAGUGUUCCUCUUGUGGAGCAAUGUCAAACCAACCAUCACGAUUCAGGACCGUCUCAUAAACGCAAAAGGCAAACAACCACACAGACUGAGAUAAGUUCAGCCGAAGGCCUCACCAACCUCAGAGAUGAAGAUGAACUCUUUCUGCUUAGUCUCCUGCCCUCACUAAAGAGGCUUACCAUUAAAAAAAGAAUGGAAGUGCGGAUGAAAUUCCAGCAAGUGCUUUAUGCUGCAGAGUUUGAGGACCAAAGAGCUCUGAAGGAUUUAUAAGGGACCGUUAUACCAUAUUCACUACAACCCACAAGCAUUCAGCUUGUAAAAAGUUGUGUAUGCUUAAUUUUGCGUCAUCAUCUCUCUUAAAAUAUAUCAAAAUAUAGAUGUUGGAUAUUCACCAUUUUGAAAACACUGAAAACGUUUGGUAAUUUUGACUGUGGUGCAGGGGAGGCAUUUUAUUUCUUACAGUUGAGACAACUGAAGUAAAAAGAGAGGUUAGUUAAUAAGGUACACAUGUGGUUAAAUAUAAAUCAGACAACAGCCCCCUAGCACCCCCUUUCUAUUUAAUGCUCCUAAGAUGCCCUCACUUAAAUUUUGUAUUUGACAGCAUUAUAUUAAAACAUGUUGAGUCAUGUGCAGCAUAGUGGUGCAGUCCUUAGUGCUGUGCCUCACAAUGUAAGAAGCUUCUAGCCUGGACGCCACACCAACCUCCCCACCCACAACACAGAAGACUAACAGUCACAAAGUCUUCCUCAUCAGCUGAGCACUGCAGAGUUUAAUUAGUUUACAACGAAAUGACUGAUAUCUUGUAGGAUUAUUGACUUGCGUGCAGAGGUGUUUUUUUUCUCUGUAGGGACUGAAACAUGCUCCGUAAAUUAAAUCCAAAUGGUGAGCCAUGAGACUCACAUUUUGAUAACGGCCAGAUCUAGCUAUUCCAGACUGGUCUAGCUAUGCCAGACUGUAAGGGUUUUGUGGAGUUUGCAUGUUCUCCCUGUGGCUACGAGGGUUUGAUCUGGGUUUGAUCUUCCUCCCACAGUCCAAAGACUUGCUUGUUUGAUGAAAUGGUGAUUGUACAGUAAAUUCACUGUAGGUGUGUAUGUGAGUAUGAAUGCUGUGUCUGUGUUAACCCUGUGAUGGGCUAGUGUAUCUGUCCAGGGUAUACAAUGAUAGUUGGGACAGGCCCCAGCCCCCCACAACCAUUUAAGUGGUAACAAAUAUUAUCUGCAUAAUUAACCACACAGAAAACUGUGAAAACUUAUAGUCACAAUUAUAUUGACAUUCACAGUCAUUAUGUCAGUGUUUCCGUCAGGACGGACUGACAAGUACCAACUGGUAUUCAAAAAUAACCAAAAGAAAUUCCAGAGUAACAUUUUUAUGUGCUGAUUAGGGUUUUUCUUUUGUUUUGUUAUUGUUUUAACCUUUUGGAAAGUUACAAAACUGUUCAUUUCAUGCAAAUUAGUCCCAGAAUUGCCCAGUUGCCAGUGUUGCCUGACUUAUUUCAGAUAUUUUUUAUAGACUAGACAAAGCUCAUUGUCUACACAUGAAUAGCUUUCUAUUGUAAAUAUUUGACAAAUAAAUAUUUUCUUGUUCC
Molecule: messenger RNA, 4090 nt
Organism: Mugil cephalus (flathead mullet)
Lineage: Eukaryota; Metazoa; Chordata; Actinopteri; Mugiliformes; Mugilidae
Product: transcription factor Adf-1-like
Exons: 2
Coding region: 2071-2775 (234 amino acids)
Biological process (GO): regulation of transcription by RNA polymerase II
Cellular component (GO): transcription regulator complex; nucleus
Molecular function (GO): DNA binding
Source: RefSeq, a predicted model, not a curated record